Messenger RNA from Symbiodinium sp. CCMP2456, 1911 nucleotides. The record is from the annotation of a GenBank genome assembly. Lineage: Eukaryota; Dinophyceae; Suessiales; Symbiodiniaceae.
AUGCGAAGCACAGAGAGGAAGAUCAAGUCCUACUUGAGGCAAUCUGCCCUUAGCUGGACAACUUUCGAAACGAACCAUCCCUACUCGGCAGAAGAUGCCGGAAAGCACACAGUCGAGAUACCUUGGGCAAAGAAGCUCUUCGUCGUGCUUUCGAAGAGAUCUUGUUGCUUCGACACCUCUACACAACUCUACGUCGGAGAUCCUGACGGGGAAGUGGUUGAUUUGGAUCCUGAUGUGCGUGGGACGUGUAUGAUGAGUGGCAGUAGCUUCAAGAACCGCUUCGCGUUUGUUGAUGGGAGUGCUGUCACCUUCCACUUCUUCACGGAUGACGAUGGCACAGAUCCCGAGCGAAAGUUCGGCUUCCGUGCUUUCAUAGGGGCCGUGAAUGAAGAUUUUGAGAGCAGUGAUGUUGAGGCGCUGUUGAAAGUGCUUCCGGAGCUAGAUCUUUUUCAUCCUGAUGAAGUGAUGACGGCAGGCCGAAGGGCAGAGGAAGGAACUACAGUUGAUCACAUCCUGCGGGAGAGCAGCAAGUCUUCCAAGCUGGACGAGAUGACGCCAUUCCUCCUGGCAAUUCCUGGCUGGGUGAACUGGAUUGAUCCUCCUGCCGCGCGUCGCCUCGUGCGACUUGUUGCGACCAUGCUGGGAUCAAGCCAGAAGGCAGCACGAAGCCUCAAUGCUACCUCCGGAGCAAACUCUUUUGCUCACACCCGUCGGCUCGUCACUUUGGCAACGAGCUCGCUGAGGUUCUUCUGUGAAGAUGCCUUGCAAGCAGUCCUUCAGUUGAUGUACCUGGUUGAGAAGCGCUACAAUAGAAUGGUGAUGCUGUCCAUUGUCCUGUCUUGCAGUGUUUCCUUUGCCAACUUUCUGAUGGCUUUACCUCGAAGCUACAUCUAUGCCGUGUUCAGGCGAGCCUGCGGUACUUAUUUCUUGAACGACACCAUUUUGGUUUCGGGUGCCUAUGAAUCGGACGCCAGUGGGAUCUAUGAGCAAGAAGGUGACUAUGGCAUUUACAGACAUCGAGAGAAGCCGUUUGCAAUUUGCGGCAAGUGGAAUUUUGAUCCUGGCAGGCCAGCUUCCUUGGGCUGGGGACUUCAUAAGAUCUCGGACAAAGGAGAUCUCAAUGAGUCUGAGCCGCUGUAUGAAGUGAACAACUGGGACAAUUGCCAUGCAGCUUGCUUGGAGGCUUUGGUGCCUGUAUUCGGUUGGGUACGGACCGGAGGAGAUUCGCCGGAAAGUAGUGAGCUCGAUCUCAGUAUUGUCCGCAAAGCCUUCCCGGCUCAAUGUGACAUACUCAGGGUGUCGGCAUGUUCAGACCAUCCCGAUGCCGAAGGUGUUUAUGCAAGUUGUGGUUUCGGUAUGUACAAGCACACCCAGCACCACAGGUACUACAUCAGGCGUGUUGCCUUGCCGCCAAAAACCUGGUCAUCGCAUUGGGAGCUUCUGAAGAACGAGGGCGGCUCCACUUGGACAAAGCUUUUUGUUAACGAGGAAGCUUUGAGCAUGCGCCAUGGAGUUGAGGCCCCAUGGUCGAGAGGAACAGAGCAAGAGCGCACCAAAGCGACCAUGACGGUGGAGCAUCAAGACUCGCCCUUCGUAGACGAGCUGUGUGUGUACGGUGGUGGCAGGGAAGUGUGCAACGGCAAGUUCUUCCGUUCUCCAUUCGCGAUGCUGGACCAGGAUGGGGAGGUGGCGCAGUUGGGAUACUAUUUUCAUACAGACAAUGAAGUUUUUCUGGCUGAAGGAUGCAUUGUUCAGCCAGGAUGCAUUGAUGGCCAAAAAAUUUGUAUGAUAGUAGAAGAUCAAAACGACGAUCCUACCUUCUUCGGCAUCGGAAGCGCAUCCGAGUGUACAUUUCUUGCACAAGAUGCCGAAGCUGCGCCGCCGCCCAGAGUUGUUCACGUGAACUGGUAG